Molecule: messenger RNA, 2103 nt
Organism: Closterium sp. Naga37s-1
Lineage: Eukaryota; Viridiplantae; Streptophyta; Zygnematophyceae; Desmidiales; Closteriaceae
Source: the annotation of a GenBank genome assembly
AUGGCCACCGCCUACAGCUCGCACCGCUUUCUCUCUGCAGUCUCCGCCUCGCGCCCUCUCAGUAGCCCAGUGCGAUCGUCUGACGUGUCAUUUCGUCCGCGUCCGUUCGUCCGGUCGCAUUCAAGCUGUCACUCCCGCCGCGCGUCUCACCGCCAGCGAGUAGUACCGCGCGCGUCGGCAGCGGAUUCCAGAGCGCGCGACAUCGAGGACGGCCGUACCGCCAGAGGCGUAGAAGACGCGUUUCCCGCCAUGGCGGUCCCAUCCCAGCUGACGUCACCCCUGCUGGCAGCCAAUGGGGGGAGCAGCGCGCCGCCUGCAGCAGCUGAGAGCACCCCGCCCACCAGCGCUGCCGUCUGGACUGCUGCCGCCCUGCCCUUCCUCUUCCCGGCGCUGGGCGGGCUGCUCUUCGGCUACGACAUCGGCGCCACCUCCAGCGCGCUGCUCUCGCUCAAGGACCCAGUGCUAUCAGGCACGGACUGGUUUGACCUCUCCUCCACUGCUGUUGGCCUUGUGGUGAGUGGGUCGCUGGGAGGAGCCCUGCUGGGCUGCCUGCUCGCCUUCCGCAUCGCCGACCCUCUCGGGCGGAGGAGGGAGUUGCUGCUGGCUUCGGCGCUCUUCUUUGCAGGAGCGCUGCUCACAGCCUCCGCCCCCUCCCUGCCUGCUCUGCUCGCGGGUCGCCUCGUCUACGGCUCCGCCAUCGGCCUUGCCAUGCAUGCGGCGCCCAUGUACAUAGCGGAGACCAGUCCACCGGCCAUACGGGGCACGCUCAUCGCGCUCAAAGAAGGCUUCAUUGUCGCUGGCAUCCUCGUGAGCCUGCCUCCCUCGCUGCUGCGUCCCACCUCCCAUUCUGCUGGGUCCUACUUUCCAUCUGCUAGGGUACGUGAGCGGCAGUGUGCUGUUGGAUUGGACUCGGAGGGCGCAUGGCAGGCCAUCUACGGGCUGGCAGCACUGCUGUGCCUCACCUCCCAUUCUGGUUCAUUGCCCUCACAGUGCCAGCUGGGGUACGUGAGUGGCAGUGUGCUGGUGGGCACAGAGGGCGCGUGGAGGGGCAUCUACGGGCUGGCAGCGCCGCUGGCACUCGUGAUGGCGGGCGGCAUGGCGUGGCUGCCGCCCUCCCCCCGCUGGCUGCUGCUGCGCGCCCAGCAGCAGCAGCACCACCAGCAGACGCAAGGGCAAGAGGGGCAGGAUGGGCAGGACGGGCAGGUGGGGGAAAGGAGCGAGGAGGCGCGGAGGCGGGCGGUGGAGGCGGUGAGGCGGCUGAGGGGGGGCGCGUGUGGGGAGGGGGAGGUGCAGAGGGAGGUGCAGGGCAUGGUGGUCGCCAUGGGGGAGGGGGGGGGCAAGGGGGUUGCAAGUGGGUGGGGUGAGCUGGUAGCAGGGGCGAGCGGGCGCGCGCUGGUGAUUGCCUGUCACAGGGCAGCCCAGCGUGCUCUACUAUGCAGCCUCCAUCCUCCAGGUCUUCUACUUCCUGCUACUGCCCUGUCGCUUGUCCUCAAGUCCUGCCCCAUCCAUGCAUCUGCUGCCCAUCCCUGCAUCUGUCCCCCAUCUCCUCGUGCGGGCUUCCCCUUUCUCAAUUCUCCCGACGCGGGCUUCUCAGCUGCCAGUGACGCCACUCGAGUGUCAGUGCUGCUGGGCCUCUUCAAGCUGGGCAUGACGGGCGUGGCCAUCGCCACUGUGGACCGCUGGGGCCGCCGCCCUCUGCUGCUCGCUGGCGUCUCCGGCCUGGUGGCGAGCCUGGUGCUGCUGGGGUGGACGUAUGGAAGCCUCAGCGGCGUGCCUGCCCUCAGUGUGCUCGCCCUGCUGCUCUUCGUUGGCUGCUACCAGGUGUCGUUUGGCCCCAUAGCGUGGCUAAUGGUGUCGGAGGUGUUUCCUCUGCCGGUGCGGGGCCGAGCGCAGAGCAUCGCCACGCUCCUCAACUUCGCCUCCAACGCCCUCGUCACCUUCGCCCUGCCGCCCAUUCAGGGCGCGUUGGGGCAAGCAGGCACGUUCUACUCGUUUGCCACCAUCGGUGCUGGAGCCCUCCUCUUCAUCUACCUGUGGGUGCCCGAGACCAAAGGGCUCCAGCUGGAGGAGAUUGAAGCAAAGCUAGCCGCCGGCAAGAUAUGA